Messenger RNA from Eimeria mitis, 270 nucleotides. RefSeq lists its product as uncharacterized. The record is from RefSeq and is a predicted model, not a curated record. NCBI's taxonomy places the organism in Eukaryota, Apicomplexa, Conoidasida, Eucoccidiorida, Eimeriidae.
AUGCUGCUUCGUUGGGGUUUCGUGCUGUAUGCACUUCUCGGUUGCUUACUUUUCAACUUGGUCUACUCCUCUGCUGUUGAGGAGGCAGUGGCCGAGCCACAAGUGGCGCUUGACGAAUCUAAAGUAUUCGUACAGCCGUCGCAGGAUGUUGUGCUCCUUAGUCCGCAUUACGGGCUUGAAGUGCCAGGGACGAAGGGAGUAAUGCGCGUUAUCCUAGGACUAUGCCUCAUGUUGGGGAAGGGUUCAAGAAUAUGCAGAGAAGAAUCCUGA